AUGGGUGUGUUCACUUAUGAAACUGAGUUCACCUCUGUCAUCCCACCACCAAGAUUGUUCAAGGCCUUUGUUCUUGAUGCCGACAGCCUCAUCCCGAAGAUUGCCCCACAAGCAAUCAAAAGCUCAGAAGUUGUUCAAGGAGAUGGAGGGGUAGGAACCAUCAAGAAGAUUACCCUUGGUGAAGGAAGCCAAUACAGCUAUGUGAAGCAUCAGAUUGACAGCAUUGACAAAGAAAACUUUGUCUACAGCUACAGUUUGAUUGAAGGAGAUGCUAUCUCUGAAACCAUUGAGAAAGUCUGUUAUGAGAUUAAGUUGGUGGCAUCUGCUGAUGGUGGUUCCAUCAUAAAGAACACCAGCAACUACCACACAAAGGGAGAUGUUGAUAUCAAGGAAGAGCAUGUUAAGGCUGGCAAAGAGAGAGCCUCUGGUUUGUUCAAGCUUAUUGAAAACCACCUUGUGGCCAACCCAGAUGCCUACAACUAA
Messenger RNA from Prunus avium (sweet cherry), 483 nucleotides. RefSeq names its product major strawberry allergen Fra a 1.08. Gene Ontology annotation, cellular component: nucleus; cytoplasm. Gene Ontology annotation, biological process: abscisic acid-activated signaling pathway; defense response. The record is from RefSeq and is a predicted model, not a curated record. Lineage: Eukaryota; Viridiplantae; Streptophyta; Magnoliopsida; Rosales; Rosaceae. Gene Ontology annotation, molecular function: protein phosphatase inhibitor activity; signaling receptor activity; abscisic acid binding.